CAUCCACUGAACGCCCGAUGUACUCACGACCAACAAUGUCUCCACUAAUCCCCUUUCAAUUGACGAAGAUCGACAAGGCUGCCUUGAGACAUGAACCCGAUUUAUGGUUAAAGGCGCUAGAAAACCUUCCUGUCGAUGAUAGAAAAGAAUUCGAUGUUUGUGGCGUAGGUCGAUUGCAAAUAUUAGAAGAAACCCUCGGUUCUGUGAACGAACUGAAGCGGACAUCUGUCGAUAGGCGCUGGGGAAUAAGGUACCAUCAAAGAACUAUCGUCCUCAGCGAAGUUUUCGACAAGAUAGCAUUUUGGAUUAAGAAAUUCAAAGAGGUUGGGGAUGUUGCUACUCAAUUCGACCAAACCCAUGCGUCAUUGCCCUGGGCAGGAAUAAGAUUCAUCCUCCAGGUCGCAUUAAACAAUUAUGAGACGAUUGCCAGUAUGGCUGAGGGAGUAGAGUUGGUAGCUAACCUAAUUGUAAGGUAUUCAAUAUAUGAAGUUCUGUAUCUCAACAAGGACUCCACUAUCGGAAAAUCGUUAAAGGCCGCGAUCACCAAAGUAUAUGCCAACAUAUUGACCUAUCUUCUUAAAGCUAAAAGAUAUUACCGUCAAAGCGCUAUGAAACGUUUCACCCUCAGCGUCAUUGAGACCGGUGGAGAUACUAUUUUAGGUCUAAUAAAGAACAUAUUUGAUGCGGAUCAAUGUGUUAAGGACUUCAUAAAUGUCAUCCAAGUGGAAGGCACCGAGGAUCUCCGUCAAGCUGUCAACGAGGUCCAUUCUAGACUCGAUAUUGUUAGACAUGAUGUUCUCGAGCGAUUUGACUCUAUCUUCAGUGUUCCGAGAACGCCAAUUACAGAAUGCAGGCACUCUAUAUCAGACGUGGAACACAAAGUUAAAGAAGUUGGACUUGCUGAAGUAGCAAAAUGGCUCUCUGGAGUGCCAUAUAAAACGCAUCACCAAAUUGAAAACCGUCGCAGACUUGCUGGGACUUGCAGCUGGAUACAAUACAAUCGAAAUUUCAAGUCUUGGAUACAGUCAACCUCAUCAACUAUGCUGUGGCUCCAUGGAAUACUCUCAUAUUUAAUCACACUAACUCUCUACCAAUCGUUUGGGCUUGACUUCUCAGCUGGCUCUGGAAAAACCAUUGUUAUCUCGUCUGUGAUAGAUAGCUUGGAAACCGCAUACCCUGACUCAAAUUCAUCAGCUCCUGUCUGCUAUUUCUAUUGUCAGAAGAAUAAUGCCGAGAAGGAAAGGUCACACCCUGAGGAGAUUUUACGAAGCAUUGCAUCGCAGUUGAUCAUCUCGGAAGACAAUAUGAGAGUGCGGAACACAGCUCAGGGGCCUAUUCUAAGUCGAAUUACCGCCAUCGGAAAAGAUGAAGUGCAAGCAUUCCCUAUAGAUGAGACAACAAAACUCAUAUUGGAGGUCAUUGAACGAAAAAACACUGUAUUUAUCAUCGUGGACGCCAUCGACGAGGUCGAUCCACUCCGGCGACACGAGCUUCUUCUCGCUUUAGAGCUAAUCGUUCGACAAUCAUCAAGACCAGUUAGAGUGCUUGUAUCGAGUCGAAACGAUGGAGAUAUUACUUCUCAUCUGGAAAAUACACCAAAUGUUUACAUCAGUGAGGUCGACAACCAAGACGAUAUUCGGAAUUUCGUUUGCCAUAGCGUCGAUAAGAUCAUUGAAGAGAAGAGACUAAUUAGAGGGAGAGUCUCAAACGAGCUGAAAAAUCGUAUUAUGGAUAAGUUAAUCGAAAAGGGCAAAGGAAUGUUUCGAUGGGUUAGCCUCCAAUUGGAGAGUAUGUGCGAUUGCCGCAGAGUCAAAGUCGAGGAAGACAUCGAAUAUCAACUACACAGUCUUCCAAUGACGCUUAAAGAUUCGUAUGAUAUCAUCUAUCAAAACAUAGCCAUGAUGCAAUUUAGAAGUCGGGUUAUUGCAGAACGUACAUUGAAAUGGUUGUUUUGCUGUCAACGUACGCUCAUCUCGCAAGAGCUGAUUUCUCUUGUGACAUUCGACUUUCCUAGACAACCGGUAGUGGACGAGAUUCUAGACGUGUGUUGCAACCUAGUUGUUCUUGACCAACAAUUAGACAUUUUCAGAUUUGCACACCUGUCAGUACGAGAGUAUCUCGAGAGCCGACCAGAAUAUAGUCCAACCAGCGUCCACUCACUAGCAUUAGAGACAUGCCUCAAGUAUCUUGUGAGGACGAUGGACCGUGGUCGCUGUCAGUACUGUGAUAGAGACACCACAGUCUGGCCUUAUGUUUCCAUCUACUGGCCAAUCCAUGCCGAGCUCACCGAGAACCAUCGACCGCCGGAUCUUCAAGACUGUCUGCUACACUUUAUCUUAGAUGAAUCGGAGGAGUCGGCUUUUUGCUUAUGGCUCUCAGAGUGCGACCAGAUUAGUUUCACAGCGCCAUUUGACGUAAAUAAAAGACUGCGUACAGUUUUCAACUUCGAGAACUCCCCUGUUCAUGUCUCAUGUACUUAUGGGUUAACAACUGUUGCAGAAUCUCUCCUAAUGUGCGGGAAAUUUCACUGGGAUCAAAAGAAUUAUCGUGGUGACACGCCUUUGGCUCUCUUGCUAAUGAAUAAUCAUUCGGAAACAGCCAUCAAGAUCUUAAGUAAAGCUUCAAUUACUAAAGUAACAGAAAAUGACCUUGUUACGGCAGCUCGAUUCGAAGGUUCCGACACAAAGAUAAUGGAUUUAUUGCUAGAUCAAGCUAGCUUAACAGAUAUUACAGAGAGGGUAGCAUUAGCCGCGGUCCAAAACAGAAAGAAUGGACGAGAAAUCAUCGGCAGCCUUUUUGACCGAAGGAAAGAUUUGGUUAUCAGCAAGGGAUUCUUCAAGGAGGCUGCCGGAAAUGCAGAGGGAAACGCGAUAAUCAAGUUUCUCCUCCAAACCCAACGAGGCUUGGUCGUCACUUCAGAUGUUUUGAAGGCCGCCAUUCAGAAUAAAGGUCAAACCUAUCAAGUCUUAAAAACACUUUUGGGGGUGAUAGAAGACGAGAAAACUACCAAAGAGCUCAUCAUUAUGGCAACAAAGCACGACUGUGGUGAUUGCAGUCUAAUACAAUUGUUCUGGGACCGAGGCUCAGAGGAUAUGAAUAUGCUCAAUGAAGAAACCCUAAAAGCAGCCAUGGAAAACACUUGCGGACCCAGGAAGGUCUUGGAAUGGCUCUGGCAAAAACGUGAAGAUUUUAGUAUCACUGAAGAGAUCAUCAUUGUUGCCGUGAGAAACUGGGAACAUGGACUGGAUUUGGUACAAUUCCUUUGGGAUAAAAUGGGUGGUUUUAGAGUCACACAACAGAUUCUUAAAACCGCUGCGUGGAAUUGGAAGAGUGGAGAGAAUAUAAUACGGUUUCUAUCAAUGGGACAGGAGCUACCAGUAUCCAAGGAUGUAGUACUUACUGCUGUCCGACAUGGUACGAAGGACAUCGUGGAUCUGUUACUUAAUCACUUGCAGUUUCAUUGUAUUGAUGAGGAUGUUAUCAGAGGCGCUGCGCAAAACGAAUUGAGUGGACCAGAGAUCAUUAAGCUUUUAUGGGAACGGCAAGAUACCUGUCCAGUCACCGAUUACGUGCUCAGAGGAGCAGUUGGGAAUUUUGGAAGGGGUAUGGAAAUUCUACAGCUCCUUCUGACAAAGGAAAGUGAUGUGGUAAUAACGGAACAGACUAUGAUUGAAGCCGCAUCGAAUGAGGAAUUCGGGCAUUCUAUGGUUGGUUUUAUUCUAAACAAGACAGACAAGAGCAUUGUCAGCAAGGCGAUCCUUGAGGCUGCAGCAACUGCAGGGCAAGAAAAGGUCCUUCAACUUCUUCGAAACAGAUGUGAAAAUUGUGAUAUGGAUUAUCUCAUGAGAAUCGCACGAUUUUUCAAUGCUGCCAAAACCGGGGAUCUUAUAGAGGUUCAAACACUGCUCUCAAAAGGAGUCCCUCCAGAUAUGAGAAACAUUAGGGGAGUAACACCGUUAUGGCGAGCGGCGUCCUUGGGAAAUCAUGCCGUUGUGAAGCUUCUACUUGAUAAUACGAAUGUUGAUCCAAAUGCCAGGUCAAUUGGCAAUCGCGGACCGAUAUUUUGGGCAUCCGAAAACGGUUUCUCAGAUAUUGUUAAGAUGCUCUUGGAGCACGGGGCAGAUCCUAAUGUAAUAGAUAAUCACGGACGAACGGCAUAUUCAGUAGCCAAAGAAGGUAAUCAUAGUGGGGUUCAAAAGGUGCUCGAAGAAUUUGAGAGUCUGCUAAGAUAA
Talaromyces proteolyticus is the source of this 4232-nucleotide messenger RNA. RefSeq lists its product as uncharacterized. The coding region runs from base 18 to 4232 and encodes 1404 amino acids. Gene Ontology annotation, molecular function: protein binding. The transcript is spliced from 9 exons. NCBI's taxonomy places the organism in Eukaryota, Fungi, Ascomycota, Eurotiomycetes, Eurotiales, Trichocomaceae. The record is from RefSeq and is a predicted model, not a curated record.